Messenger RNA from Crotalus tigris (Tiger rattlesnake), 7269 nucleotides. It is a transcript of the gene TSC1, whose product is annotated as TSC complex subunit 1. Bases 459 to 3899 code for a protein of 1146 amino acids. Gene Ontology annotation, biological process: regulation of cell cycle; negative regulation of cell population proliferation; negative regulation of TOR signaling. NCBI's taxonomy places the organism in Eukaryota, Metazoa, Chordata, Lepidosauria, Squamata, Viperidae. Gene Ontology annotation, cellular component: TSC1-TSC2 complex. The record is from RefSeq and is a predicted model, not a curated record. The transcript is spliced from 25 exons.
GAGGGAGGUCCGAGGCAGGAAGGAUUGGGCUGCCAUACAGAUGAAUGGAGUGCUCCAGCAUGGUGGAAGUCAUGGAUCUGUAGCCGAACGGAGGGCGGAAGGUGUUCCAGGCAAAACUGGGGCUGUAGCUGCCUCUUCCUCUUAAGGGGGGACAGUUCUUACCGAAGCCCCAUUUCCGUCUCUUCCAACCUGUUAAUACAGAUGCUCCUCGACUUUUGACGACAGUUGAGCCCAACGUUUCUGUCGCUAAGCGAGACGGAUGCUAAGGAUAUGUGCAGCCGUCGUGACGUCAGACAUGGGUGUUCUGUGAUCAUGAAAAAACCAGAUUGUAAAGGGGUGGAAAGGAAGAAACGACUUGGAAGUGUAGCAGUUUGACAGGAGCACCCAUGUAGAACUGGAAGCAACCGUGCCUUGCAUGAUCACACUGUCAUGCACGUCAGCGCCUAGCGUGAAGCAGGAUGUCUCAACAAGCAAGUAUUGGGGAUCUACUCCCCAUGCUGGAUUCUCCAGUCCUGGCUGCUCUGGAAGAUAUAAUGGCUGUAUUUAGAGACAACCUAGCCACGGACCGUGGGCCCAUGCUGGUGAAUUCUUUGGUGGAUUACUACUUGGAAACCAGCUCCCAUCAAGCAUUGCACAUCCUGACGACUGUUCAAGAGCCACACGACAAGCACCUUCUUGAUAAAAUCAACGAAUACAUGAGCAAACCUGCUACCCGCCUGGCUACUCUUUCGCUACUUGGCCAUGUGAUUAGAUGCCAGCCCUCCUGGAAACAUAAGCUCCCCCAGGCCCCCGUUCUCCUUUCCCUCCUCAAGUGUCUCAAGACUGACACCGACGUCGUGGUCCUCACUACGGGGGUGCUAGUGUUAAUCACCUUGCUACCCAUGAUCCCUCAAUCUGGGAAGCAGUACCUUCACGACUUCUUUGGCAUCUUUGGCCGUCUUUCAUCUUGGUACUUGAAGAACCCAGGCCACGUGGCAGAGAUCUACCUGGUCCACCUCCACGCCAGCGUGUAUGCCCUCUUUCACCGCCUUUAUGGAAUGUACCCAUGCAAUUUCGUCUCCUUUCUGCGCUCCCACUACAGCAUGAAGGAAAACCUGGAGACCUUUGAAGAGGUGGUCAAGCCAAUGAUGGGCCACGUGCGUAUCCAUCCGGAGCUGGUGACCGGUUCCAAGGAUCACGAACUGGACCCUCGGAGGUGGAAGAGGUUAGAAACGCACGACGUUGUGAUUGAAUGUGCCAAAAUCUCCCUGGAUCCGGCAGAAGCCUCCUAUGAAGAGGGCUACUGCUCAACCUCCCUACAAGCCAGCGCACACCUAUCGCUUCGCCCCGUAGACGUUGACGCCAGCCCUUACAUGAUUCCCCACAAUAGUCUGGGAGCCAUGACGUCGACCCCGUACUCUGCUUCUCGGCUGGUCCUCUCCCAGAUACCAGGGCAGCUACCUCACAUCCUGAACCCCCAAUCCUCAAGCUUGUCCACUGAGCCUCAGCAGGCGUCUAUCUGGAGCCCCUCCGCUAUUUGUGGCAUGACCACCCCCCCAACUUCUCCCGGCCUUGUUCUGGAGUCUUCGCAGACCUCUUCCCAGCCUUACACCAAGUUCUUCAGCACCGCCGAUGAUUUGGGUCCGAGUUCGGUUCCUGCAACGACCGCUGCAUCUUCAAAGAAGGAGGAAAAAGCAGAUUCUGCCAAGUCUUUCCCGUCCCGCCAGCAAAAUAUCACAAACAGAACUUUAGACUCGCAAGGCAGCAAAAAUUCUGUAACUUUAAACGACCUGCCCAACGUCCUAGGAGACCUGGAGGCCUCUUGUGAAGACAGCGGAGAGAAAGACAGAGAAGAAGAUGCCAUCUCGAACGAAAUCUCCGCCAUCACCGCCACGGAGGCCGAGCCCGUCGUGCCUCGGGGAGGAUUCGAUUCUCCCUUCUACCAAUCCAGCGAGAAUCUCUCCGGCUCUCGGAAGUCUCAGUCGGCCGCUUCGAACGCCGCAGGGCAGCUUUCAAACACGGAGCCCUUGGCGUCUUUUCUGGACCAACUCGAAGGCUCACGGGACACUCCGAAGGAAGCCUUCACGCCCAUCGACCGGCCUUGUCGUGACGCCGAGGAAAUUCCUGCGGGGCUUCAAGAAACGGGCAUUUUGACCCCCAGUCCUUGCAAAAUCCCUGCCCGCCAGAGGCCCGGCCUUGGGGGCCAGCGGCUUCCGGGCUACGAGCACCUGUUCGAGGUGGCCUUGCCGAAGACCGCCUACCUGUUUGUCAGCCGGAAGACGGAAGAGCUGCUGAGAAAGAGCAAGGGAGGAGCGGAGGAUGAUGGCUUCCUGGCUGCUUCCCCGCUGGAUGUCUUAGACAGGCUGCUUCAACACGGGGCCGAUGCACACGGCAGGGAACUGAGCAAGUUGUCGUUGCCAAGCCGAUCCGCCGACUGGACUCACUUUGGAGGUUCUCCUCCUUCCGACGAGAUUCACACCCUCCAGAAUCAGCUGCGCCUGCUGCAUAACCAGCUGUUGUACGAGCGCUUCAAAAGGCAGCAACACGCUGUCCGGAACAGGCGCCUCCUGCGGAAAGUGAUCAAAGCUGCUGCCCUGGAGGAACACAACGCAGCCAUGAAAGACCAGCUGCGGCUCCAGGAGAAGGACAUCCAGGCCUUGAAGCUCAGCCUUCAGAAGGAGCAGGCCAAACAUCGCCUCUUCCAGGAAGAAUACGAGGGCAUGGUGGCUCAGCUGCACAGCCGGCUCCGCCAGCUGCAGCACCAGCGGGAGGAGUAUUACAGCCAGAGUCAGGAGCUGAAGACCAAACUGGAAGACUGUUCCAAUGUCAUCCGAGACUUGCGGUCCGAGCUGAAAAAAUCAAACCACAAGGUGUGCCACACAGAACUGCAGCUGAGCCAAGUUUCACAAAAGCUUUCCAACAGCGAGUCGGUCCAACAGCAGAUGGAGUUCUUGAACAGGCAGCUGCUGGUGCUGGGGGAGGUGAAUGAACUGUACCUGGAGCAGCUGCAGAACAAGCACGCCGACACCACCAAGGAAGUGGGGAUCAUGCAGACGGCCUUCCGGAAGGAGCUGGAGAGAGCCAAGUCCUGCCUCCUCCUCCAGAGUCAGCAAGUGGAAGCGUCUCAGAACCGGGUUGCAGAACUGGAAUCUCAGCUGACCAAGAAGGAUCACCUCUUGCUGGAGCAGAAGAAAUAUUUGGAGGACGUCAAAGUCCAAGCCAGGGACCAGCUCCAGGCGGUCGAACAGCAGCACAAAGCGCAAAAGCAGAUCACGCGGACCUUUGAACUGGAGAUACUACGCUUGUACAGUUGCCUGGAUAGCGACCGGUUGCAGAAGAAACAGGAGGAGGAGGAGGACAAAAUGGAGACGGCAGAAAUGGCCGAAGAAAGGCUCUCGGGGGCAAAUGAGGGCCUGUCCCACCCAGUUGCCCGAUGCGGUGAAGAAAUGCGGGGCAGGAACGGGGAGGCCGACUCUUCCGUCGUCCAGACUCGUCAUAGCAGCAGCAGCAGCAGCAGCAAAGGCAACAGCGGUGGAUCCAGUCCGGAGAAGCCCCUCGCCGACCGAGCCGGGCCCUUCAACAGCUGCUGGGAGGCCUCUGCGCGACAGGAACCUCCUUCCGCCCGCAGCCGGCUGACCGUGGGCUCCUUCCCGAGUUCAGAGAGCUUCCUGGGCAUGAAAGCUCGCGAACUCUUCCGCAACAAAAGCGAAAGCCAGUGUGAUGAAGACGGGGCGGCCCUCCAGAGCCUCUGCGGCACGUUGAAGACUGAAUUGUGCAAAGGGCCUGGCCUAGAAGCCCGGAGAGCCUUGCCCCCUUCCCCGGGUCCCGCGGAACCCACUUCCUCUCCCUCAAAUCAAGAAAGCAGCAUCGAAUCGCUUCAUAUAAUGGACUACAACGAAUCCCAUCACGGUCAUAGCUAAGCCGGGAAGCCCGCGGGGGGGAAACAAAAAAAACAAACAAAUCAGUGUUAACUUUUUCAUAAUCUCAGCCUUGGAGAGAGCGACGGAGCGCGUGUGUUUUUUAACUAAAAGCUUUCACGUUUCGUUCUAGACCCGUGGGACUCCUGCCGCGGCAACACGGACCGGUUUGUUUUCGUUUGGGGGCAGGUGGACCUUGGCUGAGUGAAUGCAGAACGGAUGCCAGGUCUGGAAGGGCCAAAGAACUCGGUCGUCCUCCCUCCCCCCUGUGCCAUCUUUGAUGCCUCCCCCCCCCUUAUACUUGUUCCUUCACUUGGGAUGGUGACUCCUCAUUUUGCCCUUUCGCCUUCCCGCCGAACGAACUUUUGUGCAAUAGGUUAGCAGGCCUCUCUGAGCGAAUGGGGGUGGGGGUGUUUGUGUGCUUAAUCUGAAGGACUGUGCCCCACCAGUCCUCAAUCAGGGCUGGUAGCCAUCUUGCUCCCACCCAGCCCACCCACCCCCCUUUUUCGCCAGGGACUGGGGUGACGGUUCUCCGCCAAAGUAAGAUUUUUAAAAAAGAGUUUUGAUUUUCCUCAACCUUGCUCAUCAUGAGUACCGCCGGACUUUGCUCUGAUGAUGAUGUGGUUUUUAAAUCCUACCUUAUUUCGAUCUACAUUCCCCUCCUGCCUUUUAAAACAACAACCUUCCCCCCCCCCCAAAAAAAACGGGGUUUAUCUCCCCUGCCCUGCACAUUUUCUCUGCUGGAAUAUAUAUAUAUGUUUUGGUUUCCUUAUGAAUCAUUUUGGAAGCUGCCCAGCAUAGUUCCCCCCCCCCCCAAUAUUCUGGAAACACUAUUUCUCUUUAUACUUUAUUCUCUUUAGCUGUGUUUCUCUCUAGUCUGAUAAGCUGAUAUGACCUGACUUGAGCUUUGUUUAAAUGGAAAGGAAGACAGCAGCCUUCUCGAUCGGUGAGUGUUUUAUACCAGUAGCGCACAAAAAAUUAUGGGGAAAAAAAAAUCAGUUCUCUCCCCAUCGUCCGUCCUGCUCCCCUUUUCCCGUGUCUCCUCAAAAACGAGAAGACUCUCCGCUGGUUUUGUGUUCCACCUGAACCAAAAAUGAGGUUUUAUCCUUCCUUUUUUUUUUUUUAUAAUCCAGUCUCUGGUUUCUUCUAAGAGGCUUAUGAUCUCUUGCUGGUGGCUGCCACCAAAACCCAUCAGUCUGAAGCACUUAUGGGGAUUUGCCUCCAUUGGGACUGGGUGUGUGCACGCACGCACAUACAUGGAUUAGACCUGUGACAAUUUCCACCCACCCCCUCCAUCCUCAAAACCCAGCAUCAUGGUUUUUGGAUACUAACGUGGCCCUUCGGAUGCUUAAAUGCUUUUUUUUUCUCCCCCGUUUGCAUGGUGUCUAUCUUUCACAAGGAUGUGUGUCACUUUGGGUGGAGAGCACGACACCUUGAUUCUUAAAACCACACAGGGCAUCCUCUCUGCCCCUUCCAUUUCCAAACAUCUUCUGCCCCCUUUGUCACAAAGCCAGCCUGGGGAGGCUCUUCUCGUCAGAAAAAGCUGCUAAUGUACCCCCAAAAUGCCGUCUCUUGCUUUUGCCUCCAGUGGGCCUUCAUACACUUCUUAAACCAAACCUUUUUUAUUUUUAUUAUUAUUAUUAAAAAAAGAGAGACUUCUCUCUCUCUCCAACCCUUCCUUGAGGUUUCCCUAAACAGAUGGUGAGUUUAAAUAGCUGUGGUUUGAGCAGAAAAACACGGUAAGCCUGCGAUGGGAUUUAGGGAUGCUGUGUUCAGGUGAGCGAUGCGAGGCCAGGCUGGCAGAGUGCCAGGAGAAAUUGUGAGCUGCUGCCUUGUUUUAUCCUUUCCAAGCUCCUUUUUUUUUUUUUUUAAAUGGAUGGGCUGAAGACGCGUGGCUGAUGGGGGCUGUAGUGCUGUCCAGAUACGAGCUCAGAGACUUGAAUGGUAGUUGCUUUAGGGAAUGCUGUUUUCUGAGGUUGAAGCUCCUGUCCCCUAAAGCAGAGUUCUCCAAACUUGGCCACUUUUUAAAACUUGUGGACUUCAACUUCCAGAAUUCCCCAGCCAGCCAUUCUGGGGAGUUGGAAGUCCACAAACAUUGCCCAGGUUUGGAGACCCCCUACUCUAAAGGAAGAGACGUUCAUUUCCCCCCCCCCCAAUUCUACUCCUAAAAAUGAUUUAAUUUGAACCGUGUGCAAAGCUAAUGCUGGCCUUUUUCAGCCCAACCAGGAUCGUUUUUCAACCUCUCUUUAUUCCACAGGGGUAUUCCAGCUGGGACAGCCCCCAUCUUUGUGGACACUGGUAGAGCCCUUCACACCUGGGGCUUUCAAACUUGGCCACUUGGAAGACUUGUGGACUUCAGCGGUUAGAAUUCCUCAGCAGAAUUUCUGGAUGUUGGAAGUCCACAAGUUGCCGAGUUUGGAGAGAGCCCUGUUCCACACCAUCUCUCUCUGGUGCAUAGACGGAUUUGCAGAUCCCAUCCGGCUCACUGAUAGGGGUUGAGUUUUGCUUCCCUCUCACUUGUUGGGGGGGGGGCAUUGUCUUUCCACCCACCUUUUAAAGGGACCCAACCUGAUUUCUCAUUUUAGCUAGCUAGAUUUGGAAAUACCUUCAUGGGAGUCUAUCAGGAAAGUUCUGCUUUUUUCAAUGCAGGCAGUCCUAGUUUUAAUGGAAAGGAUCUCUUUGUUUUCAGUGGUCAAAAUAAUAUUUCCCCCCCCCCCCAAAUGUUAGAAACCGGCUCCUCUAUCUGCUUUUGGGAAAGAUGCAAUGAAUUAGCGAUGAAUUAGUGGAAUUAUCCUAUCUCAUUUUUCCCAGCAGACCACUGGAAAGACGGCGGAAUCACUCUGGGUAUCCUUAUCAGAGCAACUCUUUGAAUCAUGGAUGUAGCGUACAUAAUGAAGUUCUUGUUUUGGGGUGUUUGGUUUUUUUUGCAAUUUUGGGGAGAGGGGAGAAAACUUCUCGUUAGCGAAGCUGAAAAAAAUAAUCCUUGUUUUUUUUUUCCCCUUUAAGAGAAAAAAGAGAAAAAAAAAACCUGACUGCUUUUAGUUAAAUCUUUUAAAAAGAGAGAGAGAGAGAGAGAACGAAACCAAGCUGUCUAAAGAGUGAAUGUUUCCUGCCUCGCUCUCUUUGUAAGCAUGAUUUAAAUAAAUAAAUAAAUAAAUGACUUUUUUUAAAAGGGGGGGGAAGGGAGGGGAAAAAAAGCCACAGCGAUAAUGAAGUGAUGCUAUGAAAUGGUACAAUCGGAACUAAAUAUUUCACAAGCAAAACCAAACUGAGGGCGUUUCGCUGACGUUACUAGAAUGUUCUAAUACAUCAAGGCAGUUGCUUGUGUUUAACUGUGAACAAAUUAAAAUAUAUAUAUAUUGUUUUUCAUUCA